Messenger RNA from Chlorella variabilis, 1746 nucleotides. RefSeq lists its product as hypothetical. The transcript has 12 exons. The record is from RefSeq and is a predicted model, not a curated record. Gene Ontology annotation, molecular function: calcium-dependent phospholipid binding. Gene Ontology annotation, biological process: cellular response to calcium ion. Bases 1 to 1746 code for a protein of 581 amino acids. NCBI's taxonomy places the organism in Eukaryota, Viridiplantae, Chlorophyta, Trebouxiophyceae, Chlorellales, Chlorellaceae. Gene Ontology annotation, cellular component: plasma membrane.
AUGGGCUGCGUCAACUCAGUUCAAGACAAGCAUGCCAUAGGCACCCUGCCAGUGAACUCAGCGAAUGGCGUCAACGGUAUAGGAGCCACCAGCGGGCACUGGGAGUCAGAGGCUGCGGCGGCAGUUGCUGAGCUGCUCGGGCCCAGCACAUCUGUCCGCGUGGAGGUCUCCAUCAAGUGCCGCGGGCUGCCAGACAUGGAUACCUUCAGCAAGUCAGACCCGAUGGCGGUGCUGCUGGAGGCCGACAGCCCCAGCACCAACCGGUGGGCGGAGGUGGAGCGCAGCGACGUGGUGGCCAACAACCUGAAUCCCGACUUCCCCAAGCCGCUGGUGUGCAGCUACAACUUUGAGAAGCUGCAGCCCAUGAAGCUGGUGGUGUACGACGUGGAUGCCGGCACCACAGACCCGGCAGCCGUCAAGCUGGCCGAUUCAGACUUCCUGGCCGAGGGCGAGUUUCUUCUGUCCGACGUGUUCACGGCGCAGGGGCAGACCCUGACGAUCCAGCUGAAGGACAAGCUGGGCCGGCCCAUCCCCCGCUGCGUGGCGGUGCUGUCCGGCGAAGAGCUGCCCAUGACCAAUGCGGUGGUGUCGCUGUCCCUGGCUGCCUCCAACCUGGACAACGUGGAGACAUGGAGCAAGAGCGACCCCUUUGUGCGCAUCUCGAAGAUGCGGGAGAGCGGCGAGUGGGUCAUCCCCAACAACCUGAACCCCGUCUGGCGCCCGUUCCAGGCGUCAAUGGCUCAGCUUUGCAACGGCGAUGCUCACCGUCCCCUGCUGUUCGAGGUGUUUGACGCCGAGGCAAACGGCAGCCACAAGUUCAUCGGGUCUUGGCAGGGCUCGCUGACGGCCCUGCAGGAUGCGUCGCAGCAGGGGCGCGGCCUGCCGCUGGUCAACCCCACGAAGGCCAAGCCGGGAUAUGUGUCGUCUGGCACGCUGUUGGCCAAGGGGGUCACCAUCACCGCCCGCCCCUCGUUCCUGGACUACAUCAAGGGCGGCAUGGCCCUCAACUUCCUCUGCGCCAUCGACUUCACCGCCAGCAACGGCAGCCCCAACGACCCCACCUCGCUGCACUUUCUGGGCCGCGGCAAGAGCGUGUAUGAGAGGGCCAUCGCAGCUGUCGGUUCAGUGAUUGAGCACUACGACACGACAAAGCGGUUCCCUGCCUUUGGAUUUGGCGCCGCGCUGCCGCCGUCUGGCACCGCCAACCACUGCUUCCCGCUCAACGGCGUGCCCAGCAGCCCUGAGACCGUGAAGUCGGUGCGCCUCUCCGGCCCCACCCUGUUUGCGCCCGUCAUCUCUGCGGCAGCGCAGAUUGCGGCGCAGCCAUCCUCCCACCUGCACUACUACGUUCUGCUGAUCAUCACCGACGGGUGCAUCAUGGACAUGCAGAACACGCUGCAGGCGAUUGUGGACGCCUCUGUGCUGCCGCUGUCGCUGCUCAUUGUGGGCGUGGGCGACGACGACUUCUCGGCCAUGGAGGUGCUGGAUGGCGACGACCACCGCAUCCGCGCCCCCAGCGGCCGCCUGGCAGCCCGCGACUGCGUCCAGUUUGUGCCCUUCCGCAAUGGCGUUCAGGUCGGGGGCGGGCGGCACGCCCAGCGUGAUGCGGUGGAGGAGCUUGCGUCGCAGCUCCUUGCAGAGCUCCCCGGCCAAGUGGUCGAACAUUUCUUUGAUCAUCGGAAGAUCCCGCCACCCACGAGGGCCUCGGCGCCGCCGCCUCCGGCCGUGGCAGCUGACGGCUACUGA